Messenger RNA from Staurois parvus, 333 nucleotides. Lineage: Eukaryota; Metazoa; Chordata; Amphibia; Anura; Ranidae. The record is from the annotation of a GenBank genome assembly.
UGCCACCUGUCAGUGCCUAUCAGUGCCAGCUGUCAGUGCUCAUCCAUGCCACCUGCCAGUGCCCAUCAGUGCCACAUCAAUGCCACGUAUCAGUGCCUACCAGUGCACAUCAAUGCCACAUAUCAGUGCCCAUCUGAGCUGCCUUUCAGUGUCACCCAUCAGUGCCAGUCAGUGCCACCUAUCAAUGCCAUACCAGUCAGUGCCGCCUAUCAGUGUGCAUCAGUGCCGCCUAUCAGUGCCUGUCAGUGCUGCCUAUCAGUGCCGCCUAACAUCAGUGCCACCUAUCAGUGCCAGUCAGUGCUACCUAUCAGGGCCACCUAUCAGUGCCCAUCA